Purpureocillium lilacinum is the source of this 1335-nucleotide messenger RNA. RefSeq lists its product as uncharacterized. Lineage: Eukaryota; Fungi; Ascomycota; Sordariomycetes; Hypocreales; Ophiocordycipitaceae. The record is from RefSeq and is a predicted model, not a curated record.
AUGAAGGCCUCCUUUGCCGUCGUCGCCGGCGUCGCCGGCAUGGCCAGCGCGCACAUGAACAUGGCCAGUCCUGCUUGCAUCGGCCGUAGCGACAAUGUACAUACGGGAAAGGAGUUCAAGAAAGACGACGAAAUCAACGCCCCUCUUGAUCCUAAGGGAUCGGAUUACCCUUGCAAGGUGCCGAACUUCGCGAGCAUCGACGUUACUCCUCCCGAGGAGACCUGGCAACGGGGCGCGAGCUACCCCAUCGGCCUCGACAACCACGUCACCCACGGCGGCGGCAGCUGCCAGUUCGCCCUCUCAAAGGACCGGGGCAAGACCGCCACCGUCAUCGCGUCCUAUAUCGGGAACUGUGCCGCGAACCUGGCGGACAGGAACUUUACCGUCGCGAUCCCCUGCGACACGCCGGAGGGCGAGUGGCUGUUCAUGUGGAGCUGGCACAACAGGAUAGGGAACCGCGAGAUGUACCAGCGCUGCGCGUACCUCAACAUCAAGGGAGGGGAUUGCGGCCAGAAGUGUGCCGGUUCCUCGCGUCCGCCUGUCCAGAACGAUCCUGUCGGCUCAUCAUCUGCGGCACCCGCCGUCUCAACAUCAGCAGCUGCCGCGCCCUCGGCGCCUCUUGCCACGGCCUCGACGCCUGCUUCCGGGCCGCCAGCCAGCCCCGGCCACUGCCAUGCAAACAGGAAACGCCACGGCCACAGGCGCAAGCAUCUCGCCAAGCGCGCUUCCUACAACGCACCUCCCUCGGCCUCGACUCCCGCAGCGCCCGGCUCCGCACCCUCCAGCGCACCUCCGGCCACCGGUCCGCCGAAGCAAUCCAAGUACGAUGCCGAAAAGUGCGCGUGCGUGCCCUUCGAGGGGAGGCCCUCGAUCUUCAUAGCCAACAUCAACGACAGGUCCAAUUCCUCGGCCGAGGGGCUUUGCACCAAUGAAGGCACCGACGUCCUCUAUCCCGACCCCGGGCCCCCAGAGUGCGUGGAGAUGACCUCGAGCAACCCGUACCCGCCGGGUCAGGGAAAUCAAUGCCAGUGGAAACAGGAAGGAGCCCUAGAGAAGGAGAGCGGAAACAAACCCGGCAACGCCCAGCCUGGAAACACACCACCUGCGGGCGUGCCUGGCAGCCCACCGCCCGGAACAGGCUCACCGCCCCCUGCCACGGACCCUUCAUCGCAGCAGCCCGGAGACCCGACUAACAGCAACGACCUGUAUGAGGAGCCCGGAAGCUUUCCGGGCACCGAGUCACCACCACCCGGCACGAACGCAGAAUCAGGACAGUGGCCUCCCGACGGCUCGUAUCCCGAACCCAACAACGGAAUAGAUAACGGUGGGUACUGA